Messenger RNA from Hibiscus syriacus, 3876 nucleotides. RefSeq lists its product as uncharacterized. The transcript has 3 exons. Gene Ontology annotation, molecular function: metal ion binding; protein binding. The coding region runs from base 137 to 3742 and encodes 1201 amino acids. The record is from RefSeq and is a predicted model, not a curated record. NCBI's taxonomy places the organism in Eukaryota, Viridiplantae, Streptophyta, Magnoliopsida, Malvales, Malvaceae.
CAGAUCGAGAAUAAAUGAAAAUCUUUGAAAAAGAAAAGAAAGAAGAGAACAGUAAAGAUCGAGGCAUAUAGGGAAAAAGAAAAGUAUUGGUUUUCCUUCGAUUUUGAUUUUUUUUAUUUAAAUAAGAAAUCACGAAAUGUUAGAGAAGAUCGGGUUGCCUUCAAAGCCUUCGUUGAGAGGGAGUACUUGGGUUGUUGAUGCUUCUCAUUGCCAGGGUUGUUCUUCUCAGUUCACCUUCAUCAAUCGCAAGCAUCACUGCCGACGGUGUGGAGGCCUGUUUUGUGGUACAUGUACCCAGAAAAGAAUGGUUUUGCGUGGACAGGGUGAUUCACCUGUGCGUAUUUGUGAACCUUGUAAAACACUAGAAGAAGCCGCACGAUUUGAGUUGCGCCAUGGACACAAAAGUAGAGCUGGGAGAGGUAGUUCGAAACCAACUGCAAAAAAUGAGGAUGACAUUUUGAACCAGAUUCUAGGUGUUGACAGAAAGGAAUCUUCUUCAUCAGGAGAUAUUUCGAGCAAAGAUAUGUCUCCUAGUAUUACUCGGGCAGCUAGCAGUGCAUCGUGUUCCAAUGUAGCUGGCAGUGACGAUGGGGGAGGAGAAAUACGGCGAAGUCAGUCCGUUGAUCAGCGUAUGCAGAAUGAUAUGGCAUCUUCGAGUCCUGAGGAAUUACGCCAGCAAGCGUUGGAUGAAAAAAGGAAGUAUAAAAUUCUAAAAGGAGAAGGGAAACCAGAGGAAGCUCUGAGAGCCUUUAAGAGAGGAAAGGAGCUAGAGAGGCAGGCUGAAUCUUUGGAGAUAUAUAUAAGAAAAAACCGUAAAAAGAGUUUGCCUUCUGGAAACAUAUCUGAGAUCCAAAACAAAGAUGCCACUAAAGAAUCAGGCAGAAAAAAUAGGGCCUCUAGUCAAGUGGGCAAGGAUGACCUGGCUGCUGAACUCCGGGAACUUGGUUGGUCUGAUAUGGAUCUACAUAAUGAGAAUAAAGGAUCCACAAGUAUGAGUUUGGAGGGUGAACUCUCUUCUCUUCUUGGAGAAAUGCCAAAGAAGAGUGGCAAACAAGGCCCGGACAAGACCCAGGUUGUUGCCAUUAAGAAAAAGGCUCUUAUGUUGAAGCGUGAAGGGAAGCUUGCAGAAGCGAAGGAAGAACUGAAGAAAGCUAAAAUCUUAGAAAAGCAACUUGAAGAACAAGAACUAUUGGCUGGAGCUGAUGAUUCAGAUGAUGAGCUAUCUGCAAUAAUCAACAGUAUGGACAAUGAUAAAGAAGAUGAAAUGCUAAUUCAGUAUGAGCACACAGACGGUUUUGAUUUUGAUCACCUUUUGGGAGCUGCUAAUGAUAUAGGCAUAGAUAGUAAUUUUGAAGUAACUGAUAAUGAUAUGGAAGAUCCUGAAAUAGCUGCUGCUUUGAACUCACUUGGUUGGGCAGAGGAUUCCAAUCCUAGUGAAGAUGUUGUGGCUCAGUCUGCACCUGUUAACAGGGAGGCAUUGUUAAAUGAAAUUCUUUCGUUAAAGAGAGAGGCUCUUUCUCAAAAGCGGGCAGGUAAUGUUUCAGAGGCAAUGGCCCAGUUAAAGAAGGCAAAGUUACUGGAGAAGGACCUUGAAAACUUUGAAUCUCAGCCAGAGAAUUUGACAUUUAAUCAAAAUGUCCCAGCUCCUCACACUGUUGAUAUAUCAGUGAAGUCAGCCAAGUUGGGUUAUGACGAAGUUAAUGCUAUGGAAGAUAUGGAAGUAAAACCUGCACGAAAAAGUAGAUUGGCGGUUCAGAAAGAGCUUCUGAGUUUGAAGAAGAGAGCCCUUGCUUUGAGAAGGGAAGGACGAUUGGAUGAGGCAGAGGAGGAAUUGAAGAAAGGCAAGAUUCUUGAGCAGCAGCUUGAAGACAUGGAGAAUACUUCCAACACUAAGACUGCACAGGUAACUAUUGGCAGUAGCGUGAAGGAUUCGAAAGGCGAGCACCCUAGUAUGUCAGUAACUCUGCCAGUUGAAGGAGAUGAUGUUACUGAUCAAGACAUGCAUGAUCCGACUUAUCUUUCAGUACUAAGGAACUUAGGUUGGAAUGAAAAUGAUGAGCUUUCAACCUCUUUGCCAAAACAUUCUACACAAAGUGAUUCUGAAAAAGUUAUUGAAUCUUCUUUUAUUCAAUCCGCUCCUAAGAUCCCAGCUAAGGCAUCAAGAAUAACUAAAGCUGAAAUACAGAGAGAACUAUUAGGCCUGAAAAGGAAAGCUCUUUCACUUCGGCGCCAAGGAAAUACUGAUGAAGCAGAGGAAGUGCUGGAAGCAGCUAAAGCAUUAGAGGCUGAUUUGGCAGAAAUGGAAGCACCAAAGGAAGUGGUUGAGUCGAAGUGGCCAAACGAAAAAUCCACUGUAGCUCCCCUUAAAGGUGUUGUGGAAGAAGUUGAUGAAAAUGUCACUGAGAAUGAUAUGACUGAUCCUGCUAUGCUCUCAAUUCUAAAGAAUCUGGGUUGGAAAGAUGAUGAAAUGGAACCGGUAACGAUGCAAGAAAAGCACUCUAAACAUCUUGCCACUGAGUCUUUACAUUCUAGCAGUCCAUCUGUCACGCAACCCUCUUUUCACAUUUCGGCUUCACCACCAAGAAGUAAAAGGGAAAUUGAAAGAGAACUUCUAGAUUUGAAAAGAAGGGCUCUUGCCCUUAGACGAAAAGGGCAAGCUGAAGAGGCUGAGGACUUGUUGCAAAAGGCAAAGGUAUUGGAAGCAGAAAUUGCAGAAUUGGAACCUCCUAAAGGAGAGUUUGUGCUUGAUGUGUCCAGAGACAGUAAACCUCAGAACUUUGAAUCACUUGCCAACAAUGAGAGGCAAGGGAUUUUGAAAGAUGAGGUGAAAGGUGAUUUUGGAUCCAACUUCUCUUCUCUUGCUAAAACCGAUGCUCCAUCAUCUUCCCAAAAUCUUAGAACAAAGGAUGAAGAUACCGUUGGAAAAAGUAGACCAGUAAAUGGAGAGCCUGUGGCGCAUAUGCUUGAUGUGAGUUUGAGUCAGGAGGCAUUUACUUCCCAGAACAACCAAGAUUCACUUAGGCAAGCAGUUUUAUCUCAUAAGAAGAAGGCACUUGCUUUGAAGAGAGAUGGAAAAUUGGCAGAAGCUCGAGAAGAACUUCAGCAAGCAAAGCUGUUGGAGAAAAGCCUAACAGAAGAUGGUACUCCCCCAAAAUCAGGCACUCCACCUAAAUCCGGCACAAAUGAUGGGUCAAUAUCUGCAUCCACUGGUCCCUCUCAUGUAACCAAGGAAAAGGGUGCAUCAAGUGUGGCUCCAAAACCGCUGUCUGGGCGUGAUCGCUUCAAGCUGCAACAGGAAUCCCUUGGUCAUAAGCGGCAGGCUUUGAAGCUUCGAAGAGAAGGUAGGAUUCAAGAAGCAGAAGCUGAAUUUGAAAUAGCCAAGUCUAUUGAGGCCCAGUUGGAAGAGUUGGCAGGUAACGAUUUAACAAACACUGGGGCAGGAAAAGCAGACGAUGUAGUUGUCGAGGAUCUUCUCGAUCCUCAACUUUUGUCUGCCCUGAAAGCUAUUGGAUUGGAAGAUUCUGGUGUCGUGGAACAUAACCCUAAAAGACCACUGCCCGUAAAACCCAAUGCUGCUAAAACCGACAAUGUUAAGCAACAUGAGAGAGUCCAGUUGGAAGAGAGGAUUAAGGCAGAAAAGGUCAAGGCAUUGAACUUGAAAAGGUCAGGGAAACAAGCUGAGGCUUUGGAUGCACUUAGAAGGGCCAAAAUGCUGGAGAAAAAGCUGAAUUCCUUGUCUUGAUGAACACUGAAUCAUACAGAUUUCCAUUUCCAGCUUGGAAAAAGAAUGGAGGUAUAUAGUAUUUGUGAAAUAAGUUGAAGUCAAAUAGCUAGAAUGAUUCAUUUUCCAUCUUAAGCUUGUAUACUGAAUUUCCA